Messenger RNA from Musca domestica (house fly), 2804 nucleotides. RefSeq lists its product as uncharacterized. Bases 136 to 1371 code for a protein of 411 amino acids. The record is from RefSeq and is a predicted model, not a curated record. Lineage: Eukaryota; Metazoa; Arthropoda; Insecta; Diptera; Muscidae. The transcript has 2 exons.
UGUGCUGACAUUUCCCAGUGAAUUGUAGCAAUUGGCGGCAGUUGCGUGGAAUGUCAAAACAGUAGUGCAGUGCGCUGAGUUAUUUCAAUUUUGUUUAUAGCAUUUUUUACACCUAUUAGUUAAUUAUUUUAAGCCAUGCCAAUGCAUUGUGCUGUUGCUGACCAUGAGCUGGUCGAUGGCUGCUUUGUGGAGGAUCCAAGACAUAUAAAAUUCAUAAAAAAGAACUUUAUAGAUUUUCGUCCGCGCUCACAAAUUUGUCGAACAUGCAAAGCGGGCAUGGAGUACAUGUACGAGUUGACCAUACAAAAAAUCAAGAAAAAGAGGAAUCAAUCAGCUCAUGAUGAAUUAAGUUCCGUUUCUUCGCUACAAACUCUUCGACGGUCGCGUUCGUUGUCAUUGCAAUCAAAUGUAUCAAACGAUUCCAUUGAUGAUCUACUGACUAAGACUCCAGCUCAUCAAUCAUUGAAUAAAAGUUCAUCAAUUACUAAUGGUUCGGUUGGCGCCAAACCGACAGAUGUAGAAUCGACACCAUAUAUCCGAUCAGUACUUGUGCCACUUAAUGGACAAGAUAGUCCACAGAGUGCUUCUGUGCGGAGAAUAUCGAAAGAAGUUCCAGCUUUUACACCAAAUCAAUUGAAUGUGACCGAGCAAAUAGUAUUUACGCCAACUGUAUAUACGGAAGAUACACCAGCGGCUCCACCAGUGGCCAGAAGAAUUAUGGGACAAGAUGCAAAUAACAAUAUGAAUAGUUCUACUUCAAACUCCUCGGCUGCCCGAAGAAUAAUGGUACAAGAAGCGAAUAAAAAUGGGGGCAAUGAAUCAACAAGUCAUAUUCGAUUAUCUCAAGAACCUACAACGAGUAAAGCUGCUGCUGUUGCUGCACCAAAACUCCCUAUCCAAGAAAAAGCCAAGGGAAUAACAAAAUAUUUUCAACCAAGUUCAAAGACUGCCAAUAACAACAAUGUUCAACCAUUACAUGGGAAAACUCCAACCCCUAGCUCUGUACAAUCUUCUCCAUCAAACGUGCGAGUAUCGCAAGAACCAACCACGAGUCGCAAUGCUGCAAAUGUUGAACCAUUAUAUGGUAAUACACCCGCUGAUAAUUCAGAAGAACCUGAAACGAGUGCGGCAAUUGAAGUCACCCCAAAGAAAAAACAUGUAUCAUUCUCUACAAAUAGGAAACGUGUACAUCAUCUUACUGUCGACGAUGAUGAAUCUGUCGAGGAUGAUGAUGAAAUGCGGAGCUUGCAUGCCUUCGAUGGUACACGUAUGCCAAAUGUGCAACCAAUAAUCAAGAGAAGCCGUCAGCAAUUUACACACCCUGAUUAUCGAGUUAUGGACGUAUAUAUAGCAGACACAUCCGGAGGAUAAGACAUGAAGAACUCAUUUACAAAGUAAUGGAACUCAAACAAAAUGGCCUGCUUAACUUUGGAGGGCUGGAAUCCCAAUUGCUCUUAAGUUUUAGUCUUAUGCGUUGUUUUCAUAUGAUGUUAGAUCUUAUUCACAUAAGUCAAUAGUUAAGUAAAUAGUUUUUAUACAAUUAAUUGUAGAUAUAAUUGAAAUGUUCUUUGUUAAAAGUCAUAAUUUAUUCUUCAAGCAUAUAGUAUCCGACGAGCAUCAUAUUCUGUAUAGAUAUUUGCCUAUAAAUUAAGAAAUCUAAAGUUUAUAACUAAAUAAAAUAUACCAAUAUGAUAAUCUACAUCACCAAUAAAGAACGAAUAAAUUGUCGUAAAAUUAUCUUAAAUUCUGAACAUUUCGAAAAAGUAAUUGAAGGCAUUCCAUUCUCUGAUAUUUCCAAGGUGUAUUUACAAGAUGCUGUCUUCUUUUGUGGCCUAAAACAUAAUGUUUAAUAAAAUAUAUACAUUAAAUAUUUAUUUUUUUUUUAACCAAAAUACACUUGUACGUUUUUUAUAUUUUUGUUGUUUGUUCUCUUUGAGGCAAAAAAAAAUCUUUCGACAUCAAAAAAAUUAAGGCUUGAAUUUCAUGAAUGUGGGACCUUAUUAAAUUGAAUUUCUAUAUUCCUAACGUAUAAUUUUGCAUACAAAAUACGGUGAAAUAAUAUCCUGUGAGAAUAAAAGCAAUUGUUAUUUCAUGAUUUUCAAAACAGAAGAAAGAUAAGUCCAAGAUGCACAACAAUUUUUACACUUCAGUAGCAACUUUUUUUCCACGCAGUGGAAGACAGAUAAGUCCAAGACCCACAACAAUUUUUACUCUUCAAUAGCAAAUUUUGCGCCACGCGGUGGAUGCAUUCUAUUUUAAAAAAUUUCUAAAUUACAACAAUUAUUUAAGCUUUUUGACCUAUUUAAUUUCAUAAGAAUUAUUAUGCCAUAUAAUUAUAAAUAAUCCAUAUAUUACACUGCUAAAUACAUAUACAUUAUCAUAAUUACCUUCUUUGUAAAGCCAAAUUAAACUCAAGACUUUUUGUUUUUAAUUUUAUUUUUCAUUUUAUUUUUCAUUCAUUUGUUGGGUUUUAUUUUUGUAACACAUUUAGUAAGAAAAUAAUUGAAUUGAAUUUAUUCUAUUCUUUUCUAAUUUCAUAUUUAUUGUAUUUUUGUUAAUAAACUAUUUUCUUAAAUUUCGUUUGUUUGCCAUCAUAUAGAAUAUCACAAACUUAGAGUGCAAGUAUGAUAAAACCAUUUUCCUCGAAAAUCAACUCAGAUAAAGUUGUGAUUUCUUCUCCCUAAUCCACUACACAUAAGACCUUUUUUUAGACUUUACAUAGUUCCACUUUAAGUAAGUAACAUCAUUUGAUCAAUAAUUGUAAUAAAAAUUCACAUGUUUCAAUACACAUACACAUAUAUGAA